UUUCAGAACCAUCCGAAGGUAUAAAUAGCUGCAUAACACUUGGCUCAACUACUCUGGUGGAAAAGGGGUUUUGGUUUGAUCGAAGAAGACGAUGGGUAGGCUUUUUGUAAUCACUCUUGAAGGAAACAUCUAUAGAUGCAAGCACUGUCACACUCAUUUUGGUCUUGCUGAACACAUUAUUUCUAAGACAUUUCAAUGCAGGCAUGGGAAGGCUUACCUCUUUGAUCAAGUUGUGAAUGUUACUCUUGGAGAGAAAGAAGAGCGGAUGAUGCUGACUGGAAUGCACACUGUUGUUGACAUAUUCUGUGUGGGAUGUGGCUCAAUUGUGGGGUGGAAAUAUGAAGCUGCGCAGGAGAAAAGCCAAAAGUACAAGGAAGGGAGGUUCAUCCUUGAGAGGUUUAAGAUCUUGGGUCCAGAUGGAAGCAGUUAUUCAAUAAUUCAAGAUGCUCAGCUUGGAGGAGGUGAUACAGAUGAACCUUGAGUAACCUUCUGCCUCACCAUUCAUUAUCAUUUGUUAAUCAAAGAUCUAUUACAAUUGUACAUCCUCUCAACUUCGUCGAUACAAGCAAUCAAAUUGCUUUUAGUACAGAUGCAAUUAGCUUAUAUAGACAAGUUUUGCAGGAUUAUUAUUAGAAUGGUCAAUACUAUACUUUUAGUCUCUGGGGGUUUUCCAUCAGUGUCUGUAUAUUCCUUUCUCUAGUAGGCUUUGACUUCCAUUGAUAUAGAAAUCUGAUAUUCAGCAAUGGAUUGGCUUCAGUGACUAUAAAGAUUUUCAGUUUUCAGCUGUUAACCUUUUAUCUUUUUUCCAAAGAAAAGAAGUUUGUCCAACUUGGUCAAUCACAUUCAUGGUUA
This is a messenger RNA of Solanum dulcamara, 852 nucleotides long. Its product is annotated as protein yippee-like. Gene Ontology annotation, cellular component: ubiquitin ligase complex. The coding region runs from base 92 to 481 and encodes 129 amino acids. NCBI's taxonomy places the organism in Eukaryota, Viridiplantae, Streptophyta, Magnoliopsida, Solanales, Solanaceae. The record is from RefSeq and is a predicted model, not a curated record. The transcript is spliced from 7 exons.